GCCUCUUCGGAUCCUGUCCCAUGGAGUGCCCUGUGAAAGAUGGGAUCCUAUAUGUCCAGCAUCCCAAAUUUGGGAAGAAGAUCUGGCGGAAAGUGUGGGCCCAGCUCUUUGCUGACAGCCCCUCUGGCAUUGCCCGACUUGAGUACUUUGAAGGGCGUGAAGGUGCUGCAGCAGAGAAGGCGACCUUGCGAAAGGGGGAACGGAAGGUGAUCCGCCUCUCAGACUGUGUCUCUGUGGAAAAGGCUGGCGACCACAGCUCACCCAAGGAUACAACAGCCUUCUUUGUGUGCAUGAUGGAACGCAACUGCUUGCUGGCAGCACAUCAAGCAGAUGAGUGGAUCGAAUGUAUCUGCCAGCUGGCUUUUCAGAAAACGCCUGCCCCGUCCAGCACAGUUGGAAGCGCUCCCAGCCCACAGCCCCUAAUGGAGGAGAAUGCCAUCUACUCAUCCUGGCAGGAAACAUGUGAAUUCCCAGUGGCCGUGUUCCCAACAGAGGCUUCUGCCAGAUGUCAUCUGAAAGGGAACUACCUGAUGGUGCCUUUACCUGAGCACCUGGUGCUGAAAGAUGUGCACUCUGGGCAAGCCCUCUAUACUUGGCCUUAUGCCUUCCUCCGAAGAUUUGGCCAGGAAAAGACUGUAUUCUCUUUUGAGGCAGGGCGCCGCUGUGAUUCAGGAGAGGGCCUCUUUACCUUUAACACAGUCCGGGCUGCAGAGAUCUGUAGAGCUGUCUCAGCUGCCAUAGACCACCAAAAAGCCACGCUUCUGGAGAGAGACAAGAAAGCUGGGGUUUCCCCAGCCCAAGAGUGUGUGCAGAAAGCAGGGCCCUGGCCGUGGCCCACCAGCAUGGAGAGCCUAGAGGAAACACAACCGCUGUAUGCUAGAGCCCCAAAGGGAACUACGGAAAUGGGGUUCUCAACAGUGCCUGCUAGUGAUAGCCACUCGGUUUCCCCAGAGUCUGAGGCUUCUGAAUCACCCAUCAUUUAUGCUUCCAUUGGAAAGAGCUUCCACUCCGAGCCCUUGAGCAAGACAGAGGCGGAACCCAAAGAGGAAGGACAGCAGCGCUCAGACGAUCUCUACGAGAACCUGCGCACUCUGGAGCAGCAGGCCCUCUGUCCAGGCCCUCUAUCCAGAGACUCCCCUGAGGGUAGCAUCAAGAGUGAGCCAUCGCCUAUCUACGACAACAGUCCUGUAGUGGCAAGACGCUCAAAUAGCAAUCCUGGCCCCACCCCUGGUGCAGGGGCUGACCCUACCCCAGAGAGCCAAUGUCCUCCUCAACUGCUGGAUUUCCAGGGGGCAGAGAGCAGAGGCGAGGGACAUGCCAGACCCAAGGCAAGAGGGCCCGGGGCUUUCAAGCACAAACUGAUCACUAUGUUGAGCCGAGAAGGAGGAGCCAGUAAGACAUCUAGCAAGAAUGCUAGCCCUAUGGACUAGGGAGGACAGAAAACUCUGACAAAAUAGACAUGGGAGCAGAAAUUGUCAAAAUUUCCUUAUUUGUCCUAUGUGCAGAACAGAAAUCGAUCCAGUGGAUAGGGUUGGCAUUUGCUGUUGCUUUCAGUCCGCAAAUAAUAUGGAACAGAUUAUGAUUUCCCCCCCAUUUGCAUUGUAUUUCCUUUGCGUUGAAAUGAAUGGCGUGGAAUAAUGUAAUGGUGGCAUAACUUAAAUAAUGUAUGCAAUUUUGCCACAGUCAACAGUGAGACAAAUAGCAUAGUUUUUUGCAGAAGACAAAUUGCAGCGGAACAGAAGCAGCACUGCAUGUGACAAGUACAGGGCGGAAUGGCAAACAAUGCCUUCUCACAUCCCUACUAUAGACAAAGCAUAAUGAAUCCCUCCUGCUGUGGGAACUAGUCCCAGGGCUUGGGAGUUCUUUCCAUCAGUCUAUUUCCACUCCUCCUCAUGCGACCUGAAGAUCAGGCCUCUUAAAUCACAUGAUGGUGACUUGGGGGCAAGGCCAGUUAGAUUCACUCCACUAUCAGCCUUAGAUAGUUAAGAGGUGGAAGUGGGGAUUAUUCCUCAAUCUAAACGCAUAUGUGAAUAAAGGAAUCUGGGGUG
Messenger RNA from Rhineura floridana, 2048 nucleotides. It is a transcript of the gene DOK3, whose product is annotated as docking protein 3. NCBI's taxonomy places the organism in Eukaryota, Metazoa, Chordata, Lepidosauria, Squamata, Rhineuridae. The transcript is spliced from 5 exons. The record is from RefSeq and is a predicted model, not a curated record. Gene Ontology annotation, biological process: positive regulation of MAPK cascade; cell surface receptor protein tyrosine kinase signaling pathway. Bases 21 to 1430 code for a protein of 469 amino acids. Gene Ontology annotation, cellular component: cytoplasm.